Molecule: messenger RNA, 3695 nt
Organism: Colias croceus (clouded yellow)
Lineage: Eukaryota; Metazoa; Arthropoda; Insecta; Lepidoptera; Pieridae
Exons: 3
Coding region: 153-3500 (1115 amino acids)
Source: RefSeq, a predicted model, not a curated record
GUACUGUAAAAAGCAAGAAGGUAAAAAGUGAUAUUUGAAAUUUGACAUUUUUAUUUUGGCAAUGUAAAUUACAAGUUUAUUGGGUACUAUAGUUUUUUUAAAUUUAAAUUUUUGCAUUAUUUUGGUUCACUUCAUAUAAAUAAAAUAAACAUAUGAUGGCUUCUUCGGAUUCAAUGUUUUUAUUUGAGAUUGUCAUAGAAGAAAUUAAGAACUAUUUAGAUUGUAAGCAAGCUAUAGUUAAAGCUAAUUUUCCUGAAUUAUUUGAGGUAACAUUAAGUAAUCCAUAUGCUGUUAUAUCCAAAAUAUCAAAGAAGAAAACUAAACGAAAAUCUAGACUACGAAAUAAUAAAUUGGAAAUCAAAAGAUCAAAUCUAUUAUCCGACACAAGAUUACAAAGAGACGAAUCUAUAUUAGUGACCAUCAAUACUCAGGAACUAAUUAAAACUAUGCAACACAAUGAAUUGGAGUUAUCAAUGUGGAGGAGUGAAAAUAAAAAAAUUGGUUCCACAAAAAUUCCUUGGAGCACAAUAUUCAUAUACUAUUUAUUAAACUUAGAGACCAUGCUAGAGCCGGUGAGUGUUCAAGAAUUUUAUAAUAUUUACGAUGAAAUUUACUACGAAAAAGUAGCUACCAUAAAAUUGAACGUUAAACUUACUCAUUUUGGAUACACGACGCCACCAAUUGUUAAUAAUAAAUCUCAUGUCCAAAACCGUAAUAUAUGCAAAUGUACGGAGAGCAAUCUAGGCAUUAUAAAAACAACAUACCAUGGUAAUAAGAAAAUGCAAAAAAGAAAGCGCAAUAAUAACGAUAAAGUAAAGCGCAAUGUUUCACUUGACAAACUGAGUUCGGAGGUACAGAAGGAUAACAAUAAUACAAUAUGUAAUGAUGAAACGACUGAAACUGAAGCUGAAAAUCACAAUCACGCUUUUAUCCUCGCUAAAUCAAAAUCAUUUUCAUUCAUCGAAAGAAAAGCUGAUAUGAAAACUGUAAAUUACAUUUUUGGCGAUCCGAAUGCUACGUUUGGAAAUAAAGUAUACUGUGUAAACUAUUUCACGGUUGAGCAAAAUAAUUCCAACCCAGAAUCCAAAAAAUCAUCUAAAUCAUCUAUGAAAGAACACACAUCUGAAAAAUCUAGCCAUUCACAAGCAAAUAGAGCAAGAUUCAAAUUUCGACCGUGUGAUAGCGAAUGUCCAAUAAUCAAAAACAGAUCUGGCUCAUGUCCCGCUAGUAUGUGCUCACUAGAUAUGCCUGAAGAAGCAGCACCUUUAAUCAGCAUUGCGAAAUGUAGACAACUCGUUUGCGAACACAAGGAACACAGAGCUCUGCCUCCACCUCCUGAUGAAAGAAUUCUUCUAGAUUUGACAAAUUUAAACAAAGAUUGUUGUGAUCGUACAGAGGUAACUGAGACUAUAGAGGAAGUCGUAGGUGGUGUAAAAGCUAAAAUGAAAAUCGGUCAAGACCCUUGUUUUUGUACAUGCGAGUGCACGUUUGGUUUUAUGAAAAAGACCACGUAUUGCAAAGUGUGUGGUGGCUAUGAAAGAAUUGGAGAAGAGCAACCGCAUGAAAAGCCAGUAAAAGCCAAUUUUCCAUGUCCAAUAUAUCACAAGUUAAUUGAUAAAAAUAAAAUGAAAUCAUGGAGCACAUCUGGAAGUGAAAGUAAGAAAAAAGGUGACGAUACAAGCGUCAAAGCAAUGAAAGUAAGUUCAAAUCAGAAGGCUGCUGCUUCUGACAAACGAGUUGUUGAGAAGAAAAGCGUUGAAUCCGAAAAAGACACCAAGAAAUGUAAAAAGAAAAAGAAGGACGAUAGAUUUAAAUUCAACUACGGUUAUAAAGGUAUACCUCCUCAAAUUGGACACAGCAGGUGCGCAUUACCCUGUACUGGUACACUUGAAAAUGUGCCAAAGCACAUGGGAUGGUUAUGGACUGCUGAAGAUGUACCAGGCAUGAAGUUUCGUCCAUCAUGGAAACCAGGUGCUACUAAUAAACAUGUUGUAAGGCUCCUUAGAAUGGCUCGUAACCCUGGUGAAGUCACGCCUAAGAAGAGAAGAAAAGAUGCUGCUAAAAAGAAACGUCCAUUGAAUCGACCACUUUUAAUUGUUCAUAAGAAGGAUGGUGAAUUCACUGUUACAAUGGAGACUAUGAAAACAUAUAAUAAACCUAGAGCUAUUAAUCAAUAUCCGUAUGAAGAUAAGCCUGUACUAACAUAUACAAUAGGUAGGACUGAAGAAGAAAAUCGUGAAAGGAGAAAGAAGAAAGAACGUGAACAAAGACGUCUAGAAAGAGCACAGCGAGCAUUCAUUCAGAGUGCUUUCCGAGAUAUGUGUCAUGAAAUAUGUCUGAAAACAUAUCAACAAGCUUUAGGCAUACUUCCAGAUACUGAAGACCCAGAAUGUACCUGUUAUCCAGCAGAACCGACGGCUGCAAGAACCAAUAUGGAUGUCUCUUGUUCAUGUUCCGAAGAUUCGAAAUCAAUUGGGUCGGAUACGGAUUCUGAUGAAUGGAUAGUUGAAUUUACCCCGCCAUGUGCUACGUUUAAUCAAAAUCACAAGGGCAAGAAGGUCAUAAAAGUAGACAACGGCAGCCAGUACACGUAUUUAGAUUACAGAGUUAAACUUCUAGACAGAUUUGGUAAUCCUGUUCCUAGAUUCUUCAAAGGGCCUGAUGGCAAACAACAAUGUAGUGACUUAGGUGGCUUUUGGAGCCCAGAUAAGAAAUGGUUGGAAAUAAAUGUGGAUGGAUAUAUAGCUCCUGAUGGACGAUGGGCGCCAAAUAAUUUUAUUGGUCCCAGUGGUGAACAAGUCGAAGCUAUAACUGGUAAAUUUCAAACCGCAAACAAUAAAUGGUUGGUCGUUGGUAUAGACGGAUAUGUCGACUGUAAUAGUAGGUGGAGAUUUUACCCUAAACCUAGAGGCGUUUUAACUCAAAAGAAAUCACCUACUUCGAAAAAGCAGGCAACUGGUAAAGAUAUGAAAAAAGAAGAUAUGGUUCCAUUAAAAUCUGAAGCAAGUUGGAGUUGUUUCGGAGAUGCUACGCCAAAAGAUCUUUCGAAAUUAGGAAUUAUUGGCCAUGGACAUGAUAAAAAAAUACUUUUAGCAACUUUAAGAGAAAUGAUGGCUCGAGGUGAAGAUGUAAAAAUACCGCAACCAUCUACCGUUUUCCGUCUUCCUCCUUCAAAGAAACGUCGCCGAAUGCAAAGCCCAAAUAACAAAUAUUCCCGCAGCUUAUUUGAGGAUAGCACUAAAUGCAAACAUUCUGCACCAUCGGAUAAGGGUAUUAUAGCUGUAGACGAUCAAGGUAAUAAAACCUAUUUCCGAUUAAAGGGUUACAAAAACGCAAGGCCAAAACAGAGACUAGCUACUUUGGCAGGACGAGGCAUAAGUUUAAGUUCAUUCCAUGUACCAUGUUUCCAUUCAUUUAUAAGUGCAGAAGUUAUGAAAAAGCAACAGCGAGACCGAUUGAUGGCUUUGGCUUCGAGAAACAUUGCAACUCAAGUCGCUUGAUUGAAUCUAGUCUCUAGCACAUUAUGAUGUGUCCAAAGAAAUGUUUUUGAUGUAAGAUUAAUGCGUGUAGUAGUUUUUGGCGUAUUAAGUGAACGUGCAAGAAAUAUUUAUUUGGUAAUGUGCUAAGUUAAAUUUGUAACGUUUUGUUGUAAGAUUAAGUGUUGUUUAUUGGAUUGUCAAUAAAUUUCAUAUUUA